UUUCUCACAUUGAGGGGUACUGACCCCAAACAAAAAUCGAUUUCCACUCCCUAAAGGUAUUUCUCCCUUUAUUCGCCUUACCAUAACCCACAGAAACGAGAUCUACGAAUGGACAAACGAAAAUUUUGUUCCGGCAUAACAUCUAUUAUUUUCACCACCGUCAUGUCUAGAUCAAUCGCCAAGGGAUCAAUAGUCGGAAUAAUCUUGGGUGUAUGUUUUCUCGUUGGAACUUGCAUUUUGCUGUGUGUUUUCGUAAGAAAAAGACAACCAGAGGAACUUGAUGACGAGUUCUUUGUCGAUACUGUACCGGGGAUGCCUACCCGAUUUUUAUACGAUGAUUUGAAAACCGCGACCAAUGAUUUUAACAAUAAGCUCGGGGAAGGAGGAUUUGGGUCAGUCUUUCAAGGGAUAUUGAGUGAUGGCACCCAAGUAGCGGUGAAGCGUCUCGCCGGUUUAAGUCAGAUCAAGAAGUCAUUCUUGGCCGAAGUUCAGACAAUAGGCAGCAUCCACCAUGUCAAUUUGGUAAGAUUGAUCGGAUUUUGUGCUGAAAACUCUAAUAGGCUUCUAGUCUACGAGUACAUGUCCAAAGGGUCCUUGGAUAAAUGGAUAUUCAAAAGACAUCAAGAGCUCACUCUCGGGUGGGAAUCCAGAAGGAAGAUCAUCGCGGAUAUAGCCAAGGGACUAGCCUAUCUCCAUGAGGAAUGCCGACAGAAAAUAUAUCAUUUGGAUAUCAAACCCCAAAACAUCCUCCUAGACGACAACUUCGCCGCAAAAGUUUCCGAUUUCGGAUUGGCAAAACUAAUUGAUAAGGACGAAAGCAAAGUUGUAGCGACGUUGGGGGGAACCCCGGGCUACAUGGCUCCUGAAUGGUUGAGCUCAAUUAUCACAGAGAAAGUAGAUGUCUAUAGCUUUGGGGCGGUGGUCUUAGAGAUCUUGUGCGGACGAAAGAUUUUGGAUAGAUCUCUGCCAGAGGAAGAGAUGCACUUAUUAGGUUUAUUCCGAAGGAAAGGAGAAGAGGGGCAACUUUUGGAUAUGGUCGAUGAAUAUAAUGCUGAUAUGAAAUCGCAUGGAGCAGAAGUGGCGGAGAUGAUGAAGCUUGCUCUGUGGUGUCUCCAAAGUGAUUACAAGAGGCGGCCUUCAAUGACAGUGGUGGUUCAGGUCCUGGAAGGCUUCGUUAUUGUUGAAGACGAUUUGGACUUUAACUUCACAAAUGCUCCCGCAAUAAUAAAAAUAAUUGCGCCUACUGAUGAAGACACGGAUGCAAUUCUUGAUGGCACUACAUUAUUUGCAUCGCAUCUGUCAGGGCCAAGGUGAGGCGAGUUUCUAGAAACAGUAAUGCUAGGUACAAAGAAAACUUAUCCCGAAAAAAAAAAUCAGUAGUUGAGAAACUGAUUGCCUUUUUCAGAAUACUUUCGGCACAAAUUUUCUUUGUAUGUAGCAACGAAAUGACAUUCAUUUGAUGGGGUGUAAAUGACGUGUACAAAAUAAGUGGUUCCGAUGGCACAGGCAAGUUUUCUUUGUAUGUAGAGGCAAGAAUUGCCAAUUAUUUCCCACAUUCCGAACCAAUGUAAAAUACAAAACACUUUCCAUACUUCAAACAAAAAUCAUGUGAUUGCUUUGGAGUCAAUUUUUAUUCACUCCCAAAUGGUUUCGUUAAUUAUUAAAUUAAAAAAUCAUUUUA
Molecule: messenger RNA, 1681 nt
Organism: Rhododendron vialii
Lineage: Eukaryota; Viridiplantae; Streptophyta; Magnoliopsida; Ericales; Ericaceae
Product: G-type lectin S-receptor-like serine/threonine-protein kinase SD2-5
Exons: 1
Coding region: 109-1314 (401 amino acids)
Biological process (GO): protein phosphorylation
Molecular function (GO): ATP binding; protein kinase activity
Source: RefSeq, a predicted model, not a curated record